Pyricularia grisea is the source of this 2127-nucleotide messenger RNA. RefSeq lists its product as uncharacterized. The transcript has a single exon. The record is from RefSeq and is a predicted model, not a curated record. Bases 1 to 2127 code for a protein of 708 amino acids. NCBI's taxonomy places the organism in Eukaryota, Fungi, Ascomycota, Sordariomycetes, Magnaporthales, Pyriculariaceae.
AUGUUGAGCCACAGGAUACACGACAAGGCCACGUCGAAUGUUCUUGCGUGGAGCGCGCACGCCUCCAACGAGAUCGUCAGUGAAGACGAGGCCGCUCCUGACGCAGACGAGCCCGACUUAAAGCCCCUCGGCAUGUCUCCCGCAACCAAGAAGUUCCAGAAGUCGGCAGUAACCAAGGUACCCGAGAGCGCCUCGCUCCUCACCAAGGCUCUCCAAAGCCCUUCCGAGGACGACUCGUAUGACAACUACUCACCCAUCAAGCCCUCAAGAAGACGACGAUCUUUCGCUAGCACCAUCAGCAUCGCCUCCACUGCCGAAUACACCUGCGACACUGGCUUGACCACCCCCGCCAGGACCAGCUCCCCCAGCCCUCGCCUUCCCCAGAAGGAGGUGUUUGAGUCUACAGCUCAGGCCCCCCGUAAGGAGGAGAAGAAGAGGUGCAUUUCCUUUGCUUGCGCCGCUCCCCGACCUGCGCCUGUCAUCGCUGCGCCUGCUCCCAAGCCCGUUACUGCAGAAGUGCCCCAGAAGAAGUCGAGCAUCCGGUUCGCCUGUAACUCUCGCCCUACUACCGAACAGACUAAGCCUGUCCGGAACACGCCACCACCAGCGACCUUGUCGACGCCGCCUACAAUCAAGAAAUACCGCUCACCUUCAGCAAACUCGCGCUCUGCCCGCUCCGUCACUCCCAAGCGCUCAUCAAACAGUCCUGUGGCCACUCGCAAGGGUUGGUUUACUGCUGAUUCUAAGGACCUGCAAGCCGAGGGCUCUCGCUUUCAUGAGUUUGCCAGUGACGAGGUUCAAGAUGAUGACUGGAUCAGACAAGAUGAGACGACUUCAAGGCGUAAGCUGACGAUUGACGACAUUUUGGUCAAGGAGUUGGCAAUUCGCAAGCUGGGCAAGGAGGCUGAGGAGGAGGCCGAACAGGAGGAGGCGGAGGACGAUGCCAACGAUGAUGAAGCCGCAGAUGACUUGGAAGACGAGGAUGCCGAUGACGAUGAAGAGGACGAGGAUGAGGAAGAUUUGGAUCUUGACGACGAAGAGUCUGCAUAUGGCUCAGAGCCCGAAUCCGAAGGUUACCGUACCGAUGAAGAAGUCGGGUUUGCCGAUUCGGACGACGAAGACGAUGAGUUGGUUCUGUGGUGGCCCGGUACUUCCAGUGGCUCCAAGACCGCCAUCGCUUCGCUCUCGCGUCGGAUGUCGAUUGGCCAAUCCCUUGGUAACAUGUCAGACUCAUCAGCCUUCUCCCCCGGGUGCACUCUGCAGAACCGUAUCAGGAUCCCUCGCUCUUCUCCACGCACCACCCGACGGCCUGGUACUCCUGAGCUUCCCGACAGCACCGACUUUGUUUGCGGUACUCUUGACGAGGACCGGCCUCUUGAGGACGAGUACAUGUCAUGCAUAGCAGCCAAGAGGCAAGAGAAGCUCAGACUUAUUCCUCAGGAUUUCGACCCUAGCUUUCCGACAUCAGACCCCGAGGAUGACGAUGACGACGAGGCUUUCAAGCCACUCCACCGCAUCAGUGAUGAACAUGUGUGGCUUCAUGGCGAGCUGGAGGAUCUGGACCACGAGGGCGACGAACGCCACGACCGUUCCAAGAAGAAGGUCACCUCUCCCAGGCGGAUGCAUUCUCCUCCUCCCAGGGCCCGCGGCAGGUCUCCGCCGCCUCGUCGUCUCUUCGAUAGGCAAUCGCCUCCCCGCCGCAUGCGAUCCCCACCGCCACCCAUGGCGAGUGCAUCGCCUCAAGGCUCGCCCAUUGGAGGACAAGGACUCGUUUUCAAGUCACUUGCUUUCCGCCCUGGGUUGACUCAUACCAAGUCCCUUCCUCGGGCUCCUGCUAUUUUUACCCACCUCAAAACUCAACAUCAGCACGCUCAGCAGCGCAAGAAGUCAACCACUUCGCACAAGGAUAAGCGUCAUGUUCGUGGUGCCAUUGACAUUGUCAAGGGCCUCGAGCAGCGCCGUCAGCGUCGUCGGGAAAAGCUUUCGCGCCAGCAGUGCAAUCGCGCCAGGAAGGGUCUCGCCCAAGAGAAACGUCCCGCUCCUGGCAAAGGCGCCGAGCGCAUGCGGGAGCUUGGACUGCUUAUGGCAGGCAAGAUCGGCCCGGGCAAUUAUGUCCUGUCCGUUUAA